Lecanosticta acicola is the source of this 711-nucleotide messenger RNA. Lineage: Eukaryota; Fungi; Ascomycota; Dothideomycetes; Mycosphaerellales; Mycosphaerellaceae. The record is from the annotation of a GenBank genome assembly.
AUGGCUGCUGUGCCGUCCAAUCUGCGAAGUUGGCAGAAUCGACCAGGAACCCCUUUGGUGGAUUCUGCAUCUUCGAAUGCUCCCAUCACACCCACUCACAAGGUCGAAUGGGAAUCUUUCCUGCACGACGCGAGUUCACCGCAGCCUAAUACAGUCGAGCAUCCGCAGGAUGCGCCCACUGCCAAUGGGGACAACUUUCUGACCCUACCUGUGAUGCGAUAUUCUUCGGAAACGAGCGCCACCCGAUCAACCUCCGACCGGAAAGCGAACAACACUCCGGGCCUCACUUUGAACCUAUCAGCGAACAACGAAUCGCUCUCACCAUCACAUACCCGAGACGAUCGCUGGAGUUGGACCAACUCUCAAGCGCCCAGUACUCCGCGCAUCGCAGCACCAAACCGGAGAUCUUCCCUCGCCAGCACGCGCAUCCGCAAUGUGGCCAGCUGGGUUCGAAACCAAGGUCGUCCGUCAGAUGAAGCGAAGAUCGUCAAGGGGAAGAAAUCCAAACCUCUGCUCAAAAACCAGGCCGUGAAGCCGGUCUUGGCACCGCAGGCGGAGAGCCAUGUAAAGCGUUCCAAAUCGAGCGGCAAACAUCGACGUGUGGGGAGUCUGUCCAUGAUUUUCAAGCCGAAUUCGCCCCUGGGUGCACCCGGACCGCUUUCGCCUCGACUGGAAGAGCAGAGGAAUCUGAAGGGAGAGGCGGAGCUCUGA